Molecule: messenger RNA, 1456 nt
Organism: Osmerus eperlanus (European smelt)
Lineage: Eukaryota; Metazoa; Chordata; Actinopteri; Osmeriformes; Osmeridae
Product: neurocan core protein-like
Exons: 9
Coding region: 191-907 (238 amino acids)
Biological process (GO): skeletal system development; positive regulation of neuroblast proliferation; central nervous system development
Cellular component (GO): perineuronal net; synapse
Source: RefSeq, a predicted model, not a curated record
CCCAGUAGAGAGGGAGCCCUGUGUGACCAACCCGUGCCUCCAUGGAGGCAGGUGUCUUCCUGUGGGACAGGGAUCCAGCUGUUACUGUCCUGAGGGUUACACAGGAGAGAACUGUGAGAUCGACGUGGAUGACUGCCAGUCCAGUCCCUGUGAAAACGGAGGCACCUGCGUUGACAAGGUGGACGCCUUCAUGUGUCUCUGUCUGCCCAGCUAUGGAGGAGACACCUGUGAGACAGACAUUGAAGGCUGUGAGCACGGUUGGAGGAAGUUUCAUGGUCACUGCUACAGGUACUUCACCCAGCGCCACACCUGGGAGGAUGCAGAGAAGGACUGCAGGGAACACAGCGCUCACCUCAGUAGUGUGACCUCCGCUACCGAGCAGGAGUUCAUCAACGGAAUGGGCCAUGACAACGCCUGGAUCGGCCUGAACGACCGCACUGUGGAAGAAGACUUCCAGUGGACCGACUCCAACGACCUGGUGUUUGAGAACUGGAGGGAGAGCCAGCCUGACAACUUCUUUGCGGGCGGGGAGGACUGCGUGGUGACCAUCGCCCACGAGGCCGGCCGCUGGAACGAUGUCCCCUGCAACUACAACCUGCCCUACAUCUGCAAGAAGGGCUCAGUGCUGUGUGCAACCCCGCCCUCCGUGGAUAACGCCCACCUGAUUGGUCGGCGUCGCUCCCACUACGACAUCCACGCUGUGGUGCGUUACCAGUGCUCCGAAGGAUUCUACCAGCGACAUGUUCCCACCGCUCGCUGCCGUGCCGACGGGACCUGGGACCGGCCCAAGAUCAUCUGUACCAAGUCGCGCCGUUCCCACCGGUACCGCCGCCACCACCACGGGCAGCGCCGUGAGCGCAGGAACCACCGGAGACACGGGGGAGAGGACGUCCACCACGACUACUGAACCAAAAACUACAACUCCCACAAUGCCCUGGGGCAUCUCAGCCCCGACCCCUGACCCCUCAAACCUGGGGUUCAGGGGCUCCGAACUUCCCCCUCAUGUCUGCACACUCUGAGCAUCGAUUUUAGGUCUGUUCUCUUAAAGAUACAGCUGGCCUUCUGGCACGUAAACAUUUACGAACCGCCCCUGUUCCCCCUGGAGUUAUGAAACGAAAGGUAGACUCAGCAGAGUCGAAUCACUUCCUAAAACGAAAGGUAGACUCAGCAGAGUCGAAUCACUUCCUAAAACGAAAGGUAGACUCAGCAGAGUCUAAUCACUUCCUAAAACAAAAGGUAGACUCAGAAGAGUCGAAUCACUUCCUAAAACGAAAGGUAGACUCAGCAGAGUCUAAUCACUUCCUAAAACAAAAGGUAGACUCAGAAGAGUCGAAUCACUUCCUAAAACGAAAGGUAGACUCAGCAGAGUCGAAUCACUUCCUAAAACGAAAGGUAGACUCAGCAGAGUCGAAUCACUUCCUGAAACGAAAGGUAGACUCAGCAGAGUCGAAUCACU